AUGCCAGGGGGCGUGGACGACAAGAAGUCUUCGGAUAAGCGCUUGGCAGGUCCCAAACCCAAGUCUUCCAGCAAUGGAGCACCCUCCCAAACUGGCGAAGAAGUCAAAGGCCAGCCGAAGACAAAGGUGACUGAAACCGGGAAACCUGUUGAAGAGAAGACGAAACAGUCAAUUUCCAAGCCAUCCGAACGUAGACAAGACUUUGACAAAGGCUCGAACACUCAGCCGUCCGACACUCGAUUAUUGGGCCAGGAGCUAACGACUGCUCCUACUGUAAAGUCAAUCGGGGCUGAAACGGUCACGAAGCCGUCUGGCGAAGAAAAGGGGCCAACGUCCAAGACCACAAAUAUUGAUGCCGGGGUGAAGAAGACAAGAGCGACAAAAGCGACAGAGCGAGUGGCGGAGUCGAAGAAGAAGGCUUUGCCUAUCGCUCAACAGACCUCCAAAGAGGCUGAACGUCAAGGCGGAUCAACUUCUGAAAACGAGGAUGCUACAUACAUUCCGACGGAUGACGAUGAUCGCCGCGCACAGCCGCGACCCAGAGCAACAGGACCGCAACGUCUGGUACAAAGUAGAGGGUCUGAAACACUUCCUGAACCGCUCGCUAUCCAGGCCCCUCAGCCUGCAGCCUCAGGCACUCAGGUUGUAUCCGGGGACCCACGGAACCCAGCGACGUCGUGGACGAAGAUAACCCCUGUCUACCCCGGAGAACUGAAGAACGGGUCUGUGGAGUCAGAACUUCAAGCAGCCAGUCUACGCCUCCACCAGAGCGAGAACAGGGCUCGUGAAUUGACAGCCAGCGUCAACACCGUCGUCCGAUCGUUCGUCCGUCAGAAUGAAGCCGAGAAGAAGAUCCCUCAAUUAGAGGAACAGUUGUCGAGGGCUUUCCGGGAGAUAACCGAGCUCCGCAAAGACCUUGACAACGAGAAAAAGAGGUCAGAAGCGCAGCUGGCGAAACUGAAUGAACAGGAAAAUACCAUAGCCUAUUACGCCAACAACAUCAACUUGUUGACUUCCGUCGUCAACAGGAUCCUCCUAGGAACGCCACCUUCGGCCCUGUCACUUCCUUUGCAGCAGCCACCGCUACCUAGUUCCGGCUACCAGCCUCAACAGGAUGCCAACGCAGCCUCUGGCGGCCAUUGGCAAAUUCUAUCCGCUGGUUCAACCUUGAACGAGGGACCUGCCCCAGGAUUUUCUUCUUCCGCUCCCUCAAACCGACGCGUUCAGACCUCCCAUUUCCCUUUGCCAACCCAGGUCCCCCAGACUGCGAGUCAUCUGUCAACUGCGUUCGCGACCCACUUCAAUCAGGCGUUCCGAUACAACUCACCGAAUCCAGCAACCUCCGACAGCCCCCAGAAUGUUUCAGCUGUUUCAAGUCACCCUAUGCAGACCCUCUUAUCCGAAUAUCAACGAAGCACGAUGGAAUUCCCGCCAGAAAUGCAACAAUCCCCAGCUCGAGAUGCUGCAUUCGCCGAGAUGAUGGUUAAUUCAGCAGCAGGGCCCACAGCAGAGGUUAUCCGGGCAUUCCAGGGACAGUCUUCCAUCGCGGCGACUGGGGCUGCAGUUUCCGAGAAUUCGAACGUAGGAACACCAGACUGGCCUUCCCUGAGCGGAAAAGUCGGGCGCCCGGGAGACCCCGUUUUCCAGGACCAGGGCGCAUACGUCGAUGACGGUUUCGGGAAUGCCCCUUUCCUUCAGGGGUCUUCCAGUUCGACUACCCCAACCGAUUUCCUUAGCCUGUCGUCCAAUCCUCCUAGUGUUGACUUCCAAGCAGCCAACCUGCCAGCUCAUAACAUCAGCGGAACCCGAUCCCAUCUAGUUGGCCCUAAAGAAUCAGCGGAGGGGCACUUUGGAAACGGCGAGCUUUAUCAACAAAAUGGUGGGACGGAUACAAGUUGA
Molecule: messenger RNA, 1899 nt
Organism: Coprinopsis cinerea okayama7#130
Lineage: Eukaryota; Fungi; Basidiomycota; Agaricomycetes; Agaricales; Psathyrellaceae
Exons: 11
Coding region: 1-1899 (632 amino acids)
Source: RefSeq, a predicted model, not a curated record